ACUGCGGCGACCGAAACCUGUAGUUUUUCCCUGACAUGGAAGUCUUCAGACGCUUCCCUGGCCCUUGCCACCGAUGAGGCCGCCGCCACAACUCAACGCUGCAGCAGCCAACAGAAUCAUCCAUCUCUUAGCCACAUGCAAUUCGCCCACUCACAUUCGCCAAAUCCAGGCUCAACUCAUCCUCCAUAGCCUCUACGCCGACACCACUAUUGCCUACCAUUUCAUCGCCGCUUGUCAAUCUUCCGGCCUCUUAGACCACGCCGAUCUUCUAUACGCCCCGCUCCGUCGGCCCCAUGUUUUCAUUUGCAACGCUCUCAUCAAAGCCUUUUCUCACUCCCAGUUCCCUCGCAAGGCCAUAUCCAUGCACGCCCGCAUGCAGAGCAGCUGCGUUGUUCCGAACAACUACACCUUCCCUUUCGUUCUCAAGGCUUUUUCUGACCUUCGCGAUGUUAAACGAGGGCAAAGCGUGCAUACCCAGAUCGUAAAAAUGGGUCAUCUCAACGACAUCUAUGUCCAAAACUCGUUGCUGAACUUGUACGCGUCAAGCGGGGAUAUAGGCUUGUGCCGGAAGGUGUUUGAUGAAAUGCCGCAGAGAGAUGUUGUCUCGUGGACUGUUGUGAUUACGGGGUAUCGGGAGGCUGGGAAGUUCGAUGAUGCGCUGGUUGCUUUCGAGCAGAUGCAGUUUUCAGGUAUACGUCCGAAUCAAGUGACGAUGGUGAAUGCUUUAUCGGCCUGCUCGGCUUCUGGGGCUCUUGAGAUGGGGGUCUGGAUACACGAUUUUAUCAGGAAGAGUGAGUGGGAACUGGACGUGAUCCUGGGAACUUCUUUGAUUGAUAUGUAUGGGAAAUGUGGGAGAAUUGAAGAGGGGAUAGCUGUUUUUCAAAUCAUGAAGGAAAAUAAUGUCUUUACAUGGAAUGCUGUUAUUAAAGGGCUAGCUUUGGCCAAGAGCGGGGAGGAGGCGGUCCGAUGGUUUUCCAGAAUGGAGCAAGAAGGGGUUAAACCAGAUGAAGUUACUUUGAUUGGAGUGCUUUGUGCUUGUACCCAUUCUGGGUUGGUACAAAUUGGAAGGCAAAUAUUCUCUUCACUUGUUGAUGGGAAGUAUGGAUUUCAUCCGGGCGUGAAGCAUUACGCGUGUAUGGUUGAUCUGUUGGCGCGGCUUGGAUGUCUCCAAGAAGCUUUCAAGAUCAUUAAAGAAAUGCCCUCUGAGGCUACUAAAGCUGUCUGGGGAGCUUUCUUAGCUGGCUGUAGAGCUCAUGGGGACCUUGAAUUGAGUGAAGUUGCAGCUUGGAAACUAAUAGAUUUGGAUCCACAAAAUAGUGGUUACUACGUUAUGCUGUCUAAUCUUUACGCACAAAUGGGAAGAUUUGGGGAAGUGGAAAGGGUCAGGAGUUUGAUGAAGAAGAGGGGACUGAAGAAGGAUCUGGGUUUCAGCACAGUUGAGCUUCAACCUCAGGAUCACGUCCAUAUGAGUUACUAACACAGACAGUAACGCGCAAUCACAAAGUGCAGUAAAAGUAAUGGGAUUUAGGCGCUUUACAUUUAGUACCUUCCAUCUGUUCCUUCCUAGGACAUAAAUUGGUCCACGGUCAAAUGAAGUAUCUUUGCAUUUCUCCUUGAAAGUUGAAACCUUCUCGUGAAGCUUGUGAUUUCAAUCUCUGGCAGAGAAACAGAUGGAAUUUGGGGCUCCUAGACGAAUGAAUUACACGCCAUCAGAGAAGCAUGGAUUCAACCAAAAUUUUUUGAAACGAGUGAUUCGAGUUUGGUAUGUGGUACUCACCUAAUUAGAUAUUUGGUACUUAGGCUAGGCGGUAGGUUUAGUUGGUAUGCUAUUUUGAGACGUGGUAUAUUUAAAAAAUUUGCUCGUUCGUUCUUUACAUUAUCAAAUUUAU
Messenger RNA from Diospyros lotus (date-plum), 1889 nucleotides. Its product is annotated as pentatricopeptide repeat-containing protein At5g66520-like. Bases 74 to 1477 code for a protein of 467 amino acids. The transcript has a single exon. Gene Ontology annotation, biological process: RNA modification. NCBI's taxonomy places the organism in Eukaryota, Viridiplantae, Streptophyta, Magnoliopsida, Ericales, Ebenaceae. Gene Ontology annotation, molecular function: protein binding; RNA binding. The record is from RefSeq and is a predicted model, not a curated record.